AUGGUUUUGGUUGCCGGUCAUAGGGCCUUUAAGGGGCAAUACAUUGAGAAUACUAUGGUGGCCUUUGAAAGAGCUUACGAGGCCAAAUCAGAUAUAAUUGAGACAGACCUUCAGAUGACGAGUGAUGGUGUGGUCGUUGUGAAUCACGAUGUGGAUACAGGUAGAAUAUGGGAUAAAGACUUGUUUAUUGCCGACCAUACUUUUGAAGAGAUUAGCAAAUUGAGAUGCAAAGACGACCAAACACUAAAGAUGCCCACUUUGGCCGAAAUUUUGGAAUGGAUCGUCGAGCAUCCAGGGGUGAGGAUCAUGCUGGAUAUCAAAUUCACCAAUGAGAAGAUUGUGCUACCCAAGACCUAUGCUACCAUGCUAAGCAUUAAGAACGAUAUUCGUUUUUGGCAAGAAAGGAUCAUCUGGGGGCUUUGGCAACUAGAUUGGUUUGAAUACGGUAUAGAAACUGGUGUCAUCAAAGAUUUCGAAGUUUUCGUUAUUACACUCUCGUUAGAUAUCGCGGAACAAUUCAUCAAUUAUUCUUUGAAAUUGAAUAACCCUCAUUUUAGGCUAUCGGGGAUUAGUAUCCAUUUCGUGGCUUCUUGGACUCAAAGAUUUAGACAUACUCUAGCCCCUAAAUUACUGGAGAAUAAAAUUAAGGUCUUUCUAUGGACUGUCAACAAGGGCAUCGAUUUCGAAUACACCGGUGCUCUCCCCAUCGCAGGUGUGGUUACAGAUGACCCUAUUGUAGCCCGCCAACUGUCCAAAGAAUACUCCAAGACCAAAGAGUUUGCUGCACCCGAUUGGAACAGUCUCAACGGAUUCAGGUUCUACACUUUCCUCGCAGCAUACCAUAUUAUCUGCUCGUUACUUUUCAAACCAUGGGCUCACUUCAAAGUGGGACCUUAUUCGCUAGCCUAUCUCGUCUUCUACCUGCUGAGAACAAUCCACUUCUUGUAA
This is a messenger RNA of Zygosaccharomyces rouxii, 948 nucleotides long. RefSeq names its product phosphatidylglycerol phospholipase (gene PGC1). Lineage: Eukaryota; Fungi; Ascomycota; Saccharomycetes; Saccharomycetales; Saccharomycetaceae. The record is from RefSeq and is a predicted model, not a curated record. The transcript has a single exon. Gene Ontology annotation, molecular function: phosphatidylglycerol phospholipase C activity. Gene Ontology annotation, biological process: glycerophospholipid catabolic process. The coding region runs from base 1 to 948 and encodes 315 amino acids.